GUUCCGCUGGAUUGCGCAGGAGGGGCGCGAGGUCCUUUUUCUGGAAGACUUCCGUGCUGCCCUGGAGCUACAUGACACGACUCUGGAGGGUCAUCAAAGCUUCUCGGCUGCAGCUUCCCCAGCCUCGCGAGCCUCGCCAGCCUCUGGGUCAGAGGCAAAGGAGACUGCAUCCACAAAGCCCCAGCGACAGGAGGCUGCAACUCCUCCAGCCCCGACAUCCGAGCUAUCAAGAAAAAGUGCAGGUGAAGAAGAUCCAGUACCUCCUGCACCUACCAAGACCGCCGAGGACUAUCCCGCUUCACCAGCUGCGGCAUCACCCUUGACAAGGCCGCGCACACCGAGCUGCUCCCCGGAGGGCAGUGUUUCUCGACUCUCUCCGGACAUGUGUCGGCAGCUGUCGGCUGGCCGUUUCAAGCACAAGUGGCAAAAGCACUCCGCGUUCCACCCCGUGUGGUUCGCCAACGAUAUGGGUGCCAAGCCUUCUCUUGCGAUUUGGGCGCCCAUUGAGCUCGUUCCACGCGGAAAGUUUCUGGGCGUGAAGCGAGGCUCCCAUGCAGUCAAAGAGAGGCUUUCGUUUGGACAUUAUGUCAGCAUGAGCCCUUCACCGCCAGUGACGGAAUUGUUGGAGAUCACGGAUGAGCAGUACAGUGGCUUCUUUGCGAAGCAUCCGCGGGACGAACUCAACCGUUUUCUGGAUACUUACUUUCCACAUCCGAUUCGCUUCCGGCAAGUUUGGCACUUGAAAGAGUCGGCGCUGAAGUCUGUGUACAUUUGGGCCCCGGUGCCCCCAUCACCGGACUUCACGGCAUGCGGCAUGCUGUGCACGACCGAUGACGAGGCCCCCGCGCUGCAGGAAGUGCGCUGCCUUCCAAG
Symbiodinium necroappetens is the source of this 873-nucleotide messenger RNA. Lineage: Eukaryota; Dinophyceae; Suessiales; Symbiodiniaceae. The record is from the annotation of a GenBank genome assembly.